Molecule: messenger RNA, 5378 nt
Organism: Myodes glareolus (Bank vole)
Lineage: Eukaryota; Metazoa; Chordata; Mammalia; Rodentia; Cricetidae
Source: RefSeq, a predicted model, not a curated record
CGGGAAGGGGGAAGCGCCGAGGCUGCCUGACUGGAAUCCCGGGAGCUGCAGCGACGGCGGCCGCGGGAGCAGGGCCGGCCAUGGCGGUGUGGACACGGGCCACCAAAGCGGGACUGGUGGAGCUCCUUCUAAGGGAGCGCUGGGUGCGGGUGGUGGCCGAACUCAGCGGCGAGAGCCUCAGCCUGACGGGUGACGCGGCGGCGGGCGAGCCCGAGCCGCCGGCUGCCGCCUUCAACGGUCUCCCGAACGGCGGCGGCAGCGACUCGCUUCUCAAAUUCAUCCGAGAAGUAACACCGUAUAUCAAGAAGCCAUCUUUAGUAUCAGAUCUGCCCUGGGAAGGUGCCACUCCCCAGUCACCAAACUUCAGUGGCAGUGAAGACUCUGGUUCUCCAAAGAAUCAGAACAGCACCAAGGACAGGAAGGUCAUCCCUCUCAAAAUGUGCUUUGCUGCCAGAAACCUAAGCAUGCCAGAUCUGGAGAACAGAUUGAUAGAGCUACAUUCUCCUGAUAGCAGGAACACCUUGAUCCUACGCUGCAAAGAUACGGCCACAGCACACUCCUGGUUCGUAGCUAUCCACACCAACAUAAUGGCUCUCCUCCCACAGGUAUUGGCUGAACUCAAUGCCAUGCUUGGUGCAACCAGUACAGCGGGAGGCAGCAAGGAAGUCAAGCAUAUUGCCUGGCUGGCAGAACAGGCAAAACUAGAUGGUGGAAGACAGCAGUGGAGGCCUGUUCUCAUGGCUGUGACCGAGAAGGAUUUGCUCCUUUACGAUUGUAUGCCAUGGACAAGAGAUGCCUGGGCAUCACCAUGUCAUAGCUACCCUCUUGUUGCCACAAGGUUGGUUCAUUCAGGUUCUGGAUGUCGGUCACCCUCCCUUGGAUCUGACCUUACCUUUGCUACAAGAACGGGCUCUCGGCAGGGCAUUGAGAUGCAUCUCUUCAGGGUUGAAACUCAUCGGGAUUUGUCCACCUGGACCAGAAUACUUGUUCAGGGUUGUCAUGCUGCUGCUGAGCUGGUCAAGGAAGUCUCCCUAGGCUGCACCUUAAGUGGCCAAGAGGUAAGAUUUACUGUCCACUAUGAGCAUGGGUUCACUAUCUCCAGAGACAACGGCAGCUCCAGCAGCAUACUGUACCGCUAUCCUUUUGAACGGCUGAAGAUGUCUGCUGAUGAUGGCAUCAGAAAUCUCUAUCUGGAUUUUGGUGGUCCUGAGGGAGAACUGACUAUGGACCUGCAUUCUUGUCCAAAGCCGAUUGUAUUUGUGUUGCACACGUUCUUAUCCGCCAAAGUCACUCGAAUGGGACUGCUUGUAUGAGCAGCGGCGAGAGUCAAGAAAGAGCUUCGACUGUCACUAGAAGUAUUUCCACCUCAAAAAAAUAAAAAUCAAAAAAAGCAACAACAAAGAAGCACAAAAAGAAGCCCUGCUCUGCUCCAUCACAGUGCCUUCCCACAAACCUCAGAUCACUGCUGAAACCACAGGGUUAAAGAAGGGCCGACCUUUCCCACGCAGCCUUGGUCAGGAGUUCUAGAACUGUAAUAAGCUCCAAAUUGAAGCUGUUGAUUUGUCGUCUCAUAUUGUGAUCGCUAAGUAAUUGUGUUUAUUUCCCGUUAGGAAGGCUGGCUCUUUGGGUUUCUCUUUGGUUACAAACAGUCAGAGAAGUUCUCCUUUUCUUCCUGCAGGGUUUGUUUGGGGCUUGGCCUUGAGCUCUUAUUAGGAUAACUGUUGCUCCCCAGAUGCUAGUGUCCAGCAGCCCAUCAUCCCUCCGGCAUCCCACACAGGUCGACUGCACACAGUGUUCCUGUCUUUACCUGUAAUUCCCCAAUGGUUCGUCCAUGCACCCUGGCUCUCACUCACCUCACCCUGCCCCACACCCCACCUCUGACCCCAGCUCUGCCGCUCAUGAGUGCUGUCUUUAGUCCGGUUGCCUUUGCCCUCACUCCCCUUUUUGGUGGUUGGCCAAGUUGAAAAUCCAGUUGGAAACCGCUUCUCUGAAAAAGGAGUUUACUUCCUUUAGUUUUUAUUGAGUUUAUAUUUGGUAGGAGCCUGGGGAUGGUCUAAAGUUUAUUUUGCAAGAAAGAUUCUUAUUCUAAGCUAAGCCAUUUCUUAUUGCUUACCAAAUGUGCCUUUGGUUAGGUUCUGUGGAGCUUUAUUCGUGACUGUUUAGCUGAUUGGAUCUCACUGCCAUUCUAGGAAGACCAUCUAGCUUUAAGGAGUCAACCUUUAGGUCGCUUCCUCAAUGGCAUCUUUUGGUGGUGACUUUGUGGGUCGUUAGCUUUGCAGCACAGAUGCCAUGUCAAGUGGCACUGUGGGGCCAGGAAAGAUCCUGGCACUGGACUUUUGUGGUCCCAAAGUGGUAAAGGACAAGUCGCCUCCAGCUCUUCCCCACACACCCUGAGUGGGUGGAGUGAUCAGACGCUCGGCAGCUGCCUACUUAGGUUCAGCUCAGUGUCAUCAGGACUCAGCCUCAGGGUGCUUUCUGAUGUUGUGGCCUGGAUAAAUCAUAUCCAGCUUCUUUUUCCUGGCUUGGAAGAAAAUAGAUGUGUGUAGAAACAUUUCAAAUAGUCUCGCUACAUAAAAUACCCAGAUUAGCACAAUCCGUAAAUCAGAACAAAAAGAAAUAUUGCCUUAGAGUUUUCUAUGCUCUCUGAAAAAAAGUCUAGAAAUAGCUCUCAUUUUCUAGAUUUCUCUGGAGUGUGCUACACAGACAUGUAAUGCUUCAGAUGGCAUAGGGGAGAAAAAGAAAGAAAACAACUGUUCAUGCAGAGCCUGAGGUGUGAAGUUCGGGUGCCUUGACUGGCGAUAGAGGAAAGGACAGAUCCCCAAGUAAAGGAGGUGCCCACUGUCCUCCGCCUUCUCUGUGGUCAGACUGAUGGUGUGCAGAGGCUGAGGAGGAAUGCCCCCCCACCCCAGCUUCGGAUAGGUAUUGGCGCACCAAAAACAAAUGUUGGGAUUUACUUUAAACUAGAAACUAAGAUCUAAAGGACAUCUUUCUAGAACUUUUUAUAUUUUAAGUAGUUGUAAUCCUGAGAUUGGAUCCAUCCAUGAUACAUCUUCUGCUCAAAAAAAGAAAGGAAAAAACGUAUUUCAAAGGUCCAGCCGAGUUCAGAAAGCAGAACUACAACAGAUAACCUCAGGCGGAAGCUCAGAUGCUCUUGUUGUUAGAAGUUAUGAACGGCACAGGCUUCAGUGAUAGAGUUGAAGUCUUCCAUAUUGGUGGGAAAGGCUAAGCCACCCAGAAGACUGAUGGGAGGUCCUGCCACCCUGUCCUUAGAAGGGCAGUGAGUGGUGUGAGGACUGCAGCCCAUUCAGUCCUGGUAGACAAUGAAGGCUUAUGGGUGAUGUGUCAUUAACAGCCCAGAGAACCAGGCCUCUAAGCCGCUUGUUUCAGAAGCUGCCGCAGCUCCCCCAGGCAUAUGUGCAGCUAAUUGUGUCACAUUUUUCAAACCACAAGUGAAAGGCUUUUUGUGAGUGUUGGACAACUUAAUACAUACCUGUAGUAUCAAUGUUGUACUCAAAUGCCAAAAUAUAAAAUAGUUUCAAUAUUAUAUAAUAACUAAAAAUGGACAUCCCUGUUAAUUCACCUCAUUUAUAGAAUCAGCUAAAUUGUCUUUUUUCUUUUGACUAUUGUGGGAUCCUGGGUGUCGAGUGGAAAGGAAACUGUUCAGGUGGACUAUUUCCUAGGUAUCUUUGCCUUCCAUACCUGGAUUGCUAGCCCUGGGCAGAGAAGUCUCCUCCCCCCAAGAGAGAGGACUAAAGGAAGCUGAUGUUGUCUACAAGCCUUGCCCAGAAAUUGGUAUCAAAUAUUUUAUACAAGAAAUGCUCCUGUGUGUUUGCUGUACCUAUUAGAUGAUUAUAAGUAAAGGCACCAACUUAUAAACAGUUCAGGUUAAAUUCUGGGAUAUUAUAGGCAAUCAGAAAUGUUACUUUAAUUACCAUCUGCCUAUUUUGAAGCCAUGUUUAGCACUUUUCAGACCAGGGUAAGUCUGAUCAUGCCUGGUGGGGUUUCUUGUUUUUGUUUUUGUCUGAACUCUUAAGUUUGUUACUGGAAAUUAUUUGCAUGGUAGGAGAGAUUGAAUUAUUUAUUUUUUUAUAUGUAGAAAAAUCUCUCUAGCCAACAGAAAGCUAACAUUGUUUCUAAUUUGUUUUACUAACAUCCUCCUGAAAGAAUAGUAGCAAAGCUUUUAUUCAAGAAUAAAUGCACUUAGCUGAUAAACCAAAAUUUAUUCUUUCAAAAGAGGAAAUUAUUAUCACCAAAAAAAAUAUUAAACUUGAACUUUGAACAUGAUUAUCCCCCCCCCCGCAAGAAAAAGGUUUUACUAUGAAUGGUUUGGAUGAACAAAAAUGUGUGGAGAGGAUUACUGAUUUCUUAAAAUUUUGUAAGAAACUCAAAGUCUUCUUGUUUAAUUUAAAUUCGUGUGGAUUUGUUUUCAAAUUCAUUGAAGAAUCUGCCCGUGUGUUAAUGCAAAUCACCUUCCAAGCUGCUAUGCAAACUAAUAUUGAAGCCUCACCUACUAAGAGGGUUCAGCAGUUUUGAAGUGUUGAGGAAAGAGACUCCAGCACUUUCUCUGUUCUUUUGUAUCUUUGGUGGACACUUACCUGGAUCAUAAUUUAUUAUUCGCACUGGUUCAAGCUAUUGAUUGUACAUUAUAUUUAAACUAUCCAAACAUUCUGCUUUUAUUCCCAAGUAGCUGCCAGCAGCUCUAGGUACCAAGAAUGAACUGAGUCCUUAGAAAGCUGGGUCGGGGCAGUGGUGCACUCCUUUAAUCCCAGCACUCAGGAGGCAGAGGCAGGCAGAUCUCUGUGAGUUUGAGGCCAACCUGGUUUACAGUGUGAGUUCCAAGACAGACAAAGCUACAAAGAGAAGAUAAACAAAACAACAACAACAACAAAAAAGAAAUCUGGGCUUGGUGGUUAAGAGGGCUUGCUACUGAACCAUGAGGACUGGAGCUCAGAUCCCAGCACCCAUGUCCAACGGCCCAGGAAAGCAAGGAAGCAAACAAGCUCCUCAUCUCUAGUGAGGAAGUCAAAUGCAGGUCGCUUAGCUCUUAAAAGCACAUUGCUCUGGAUGGUAUUUAAUAUGUAGCACUACAGUGGGAAUCUGAGUACUUGGGAAGCUCAACCAGGUUUGCCAGGCACCAGGACUACACAACAAGACUGUUUCAAAACAACAAUAAAAUUCUAGUACCUGGUAGCUGCAGGCAGAGAAUUAAAGAUUAGUUGUAUAGCCAGUUCAAGGCCAACUGGAUUGUAUAUGAUCCUGUCUGGAAAAAAUAAAAUAGAUAAAUUUGAAAUUGCAAGAACUUUAGUUGAAUUUUACUUUAGUUGAAUUCUACAAAAAUCAUACUCAUUCCUUCAAAUGUUUUGGUCAGGCACAUGAAC